This is a messenger RNA of Durio zibethinus, 2420 nucleotides long. It is a transcript of the gene HOS15, whose product is annotated as WD-40 repeat family protein. Gene Ontology annotation, biological process: regulation of transcription by RNA polymerase II. The record is from RefSeq and is a predicted model, not a curated record. Gene Ontology annotation, molecular function: protein binding; transcription corepressor activity. Lineage: Eukaryota; Viridiplantae; Streptophyta; Magnoliopsida; Malvales; Malvaceae. Gene Ontology annotation, cellular component: histone deacetylase complex.
AAAGAGAAGCUAGAAAAUAAUAUUCUUCUUUCUCUAUCUUCUGGACGGUCCCCAUAGCCUCUCGGUUCCUCUCUUCUCUGGCUUUGCGUCGCUUGCCUAAUGACAGUCUGAGCUUCCAUCACAACCGUUGGAUUAGGCGACUUUGGUAACAAUGACCCCCAUCACCUCCGUUGAAUUGAAUUACCUCGUCUUCCGUUACCUUCAAGAGUCAGGUUUUACACAUUCAGCAUUUACUUUAGGAUAUGAAGCAGGCAUUAAUAAGUGUACUAUUGAUGGGAAUUUGAUUCCACCUGGGGCUCUUAUUACAUUUGUUCAAAAAGGACUCCAAUACUUGGAGAUGGAAGCUAACUUGAGUAAUAAUGAUGUAGAAAUGGAUGAAGAUUUUUCAUUCUUGCAACCUUUGGAUAUAAUAACAAAGGAUGUAAAUCAAUUGCGGCAAAUGAUAAAAGAGAAAAGGAAGAAUAUCGAAAAGGACAGAGACAAUGAUAAGGACAAAGAUAAAGAUAAAGAUAAAGAUAAAGAUAAAGAGGUUGACCGGGAGCAUGAAGGAGAGCAUGGCCGAGUAAGAGAGAAAGAAAGACAUGAAAGGGAGAAAGAACGUGAAAAGGAAAGAGAGAAGGAACGUGAAAAGGAAAGGGAGAAGGCAGAAAGCAAUAAGGAGCAAGAAAAGCAACCAGAGGAACUUGCUGACAGAGAUAUGGUUAUGGACCAAGAAGACAAGGAUGCUUUCAAGCAUGAAGAAAAUGGAACUUCUGUAGUAGGACCGGAACCGAUGGAUAUUGCUACUACAUCGACUGUAGCCUCUCAGGAGGCUUGUGAAAUUCCUAGUUCUGAUGUUUCAAUUUUGGAAGGGCACACUUCUGAGGUUUGUGCGUGUGCAUGGAGUCCAACUGGUUCACUUCUUGCAUCAGGGUCUGGAGAUUCAACGGCUCGUAUUUGGACAAUAACUGAUGGGCUUUGCAAAUCUGGUGCACAAAACAGUCCAUUAAAUGUUCUAGUGCUGAAGCAUGUAAAAGGAAGAACAAAUGAGAAGAGCAAAGAUGUGACAACACUCGAUUGGAAUGGUGAGGGGACAUUGCUUGCAACCGGUUCAUAUGAUGGCCAAGCAAGAAUUUGGACUACAAAUGGUGAACUAAGGACUACUUUGAGUAAACACAAAGGACCUAUCUUUUCUCUUAAGUGGAACAAGAAGGGUGAUUAUCUUCUUACCGGAAGCUGUGAUAAAACCGCAAUUGUGUGGGAUGUAAAGGCAGAGGAAUGGAAACAGCAGUUUGCAUUUCACACAGGUCCAACCCUUGAUGUUGAUUGGCGCAACAAUGUUUCAUUUGCAACAAGCUCCACAGACCAUAUGAUAUAUGUUUGCAAGAUUGGAGAAAUCCGCCCUAUUAAAACCUUUGCAGGGCAUCAGGGUGAAGUAAAUUGUGUUAAAUGGGAUCCUACAGGUUCGCUAUUGGCCUCUUGCUCUGACGAUAUUACUGCAAAGAUAUGGUGUAUGAAUAAAGACAAGUAUGUUCAUGAUCUUAGGGAGCAUACCAAGGAGAUAUAUGCCAUCAGAUGGAGUCCUACUGGGCCUGGGACAAACAAUCCUAACCAGCAGUUAAUUCUUGCAAGUGCAUCAUUUGACUCCACGGUGAAGCUGUGGGAUGUGGAACUAGGGAAACUUCUCUACAGCUUGAAUGGACACAGGGACCCUGUAUACUCUGUUGCAUUUAGCCCAAACGGAGAGUAUCUGGCCAGUGGAUCUCUUGAUAAAUCCAUGCAUAUCUGGUCCUUGAAAGAAGGGAAGAUUGUAAAGACAUAUACUGGCAAUGGGGGUAUAUUUGAAGUCUGUUGGAACAAGGAGGGUGACAAGAUUGCUGCUUGUUUUGCAAACAAUACGCUAUGCGUCUUGGACUUUAGAAUGUAGCAACCUGGAAAGUUUCUAUCGGUUUCAUGUAAUGGAGCUACUUGUGAGGAAGCUGGCACAUUGCAUGCUCUUAGAUAAUCAGCUAUAAAUAGGUAUUUAGCUAUGAAUAGGUAUUUUCUUUUGAACGAAAAGGAAAAACUGUGACCAUGGUAGGUUUUACAUUUUCGUGGAUUAGGUAUUACUAACUAAAUUUGGUUUUAAUUGUAAGUUGUAAUUGUGAAUUAGGAGUCUGCGUUGUGAGGUAACCAAUGAUGUACAGCAUUGUUUUGCAUUGAAUCAUCAAUCUGUAAUCAGAAAGAAUCCUCAAUUUGAAACUUAUUCAAGUGAAUCGAGACUCUGGUUAAUUGAUGGUGGUGUGAUCAGACAAGCCUCAUCUAUUUCAAGAAGCUGCCGCAUUUUUCAAGAAGAUCACCAGUAGUCCCCGCAUGAACAUGAACCAUUUGCAAAAUGGUGGAACCGGUUCCGGUCCCUCAUUACAAUUUUACGACCGGUAAUUUUAGAGAACAACUUGGUG